Messenger RNA from Amphimedon queenslandica, 2489 nucleotides. Its product is annotated as ubiquitin carboxyl-terminal hydrolase 47-like. The transcript is spliced from 21 exons. The coding region runs from base 156 to 2309 and encodes 717 amino acids. Gene Ontology annotation, molecular function: protein binding. NCBI's taxonomy places the organism in Eukaryota, Metazoa, Porifera, Demospongiae, Haplosclerida, Niphatidae. The record is from RefSeq and is a predicted model, not a curated record.
GGAGGAAACAAGAUGAACUAAAAGUAAAGGAUCAAGACUUAUUACAGCAUACAGAAGUUAUUUCUUAUAUUAUACUUGAAGAAGCUGAAUAUAAACUAAGAGAUAUUAUCAGUAGCAAAGAGAAGGAAAUAAAAGAAUUGAAACAAGAACAGUCAAUGAUUACAGUACCUGAGGAAGUAUUGCUUGAUAAAGAAUUGAGUGAAUUCAACUCUCAGUUUAAUGAAAUAAAAGGAAGGAAUAAAGAAUUGUCAGACAAAUUAUCAAAAAUGAAGAUUGGUUAUUUGAGAUCACUUUCUAGUAAUACUGAUUCAGCUGCUGGUAAAGUGAGAAGAGGAAUGGCUUUUGAAAUUGAUGACUGCAAGUUUCAUCUUGAAGCAAUGACAAGACCAGACUAUCAGCCAUUGGUAGAUGAUAAAAGAAUAAUAGAGAAAUUACAAGAAAGAAUAACAAUAACAAAUAUGGAGCUAAUUAUUAAAAGAGAACACAAUGAGAAGAUUAUAAAAGACAUUAAAGACAAUGUAGAGAAGAAGGAGAGACAAAUGUGUAAAUUUAAGUUAUUUUGUGUUCAUCCUGUUACCGGGAAAAUGAUUGAGUCAAGAUUUAAAGUACACCAGGAUAUUAAACUACCCCAAGCACUGGCUGAAGCUUAUAAGAUAAUGAAACUAGCUCCUCAUAUUCCUAUUGAGAGAUGUCGUUUGGUUAAAUAUGAUGAUUAUGCUGAAGCAAUGGAUCAAUCCUUUGAUCUUGAUGAGUUUCAAGAUCACUUUUUUGGACAGCUUGUGGGUGGCGCUAGAAGUUAUUAUUCAUUUGAAAUGUUUUUAGAAACUCGUAAAGAAAACGAAACCUUCAAGAAAUACAAUAAAGGAGGCAUGAAACUGAUGAUAGCUGUGAUUGAUCUGUCAACUGGUGAUGUAGCACCAGCUGAACCAAUAAGAGCAGAACAAGGUUGGACUGUUGGAGAAUUAAAGCAAUAUAUAGGAGAAAUAUUUAAUCUUGAUCCUUCAUGUAUGAGGCUGAUCCUUGAGGUGUAUAAGGAUGGUAGACAUUUACCAAAUGAUGCUAGUUCACUAAAAGGAGAAGGACUCUACAGGAAACACACAUUAUUUGUUGCCUCUGAUUCUGAAGAUUAUGAUAGACAGUACAAAGAGAGCUUCAUGUACAAACAUGUUGAUGCUCACAUCAAUUCAGUACUACUAUACAUCACACUACCUCCUUUCCAAGAACAUACACCAGGAAGAGGAGAGGAGGAAGAAAAGGAGGAUGUGAAGAGUAAACCUUCAAGCAGUGUGGAAGGAAGGAAAGGAGGAGGGGGAGGGGUUUUAAAGGUAGUGUCCUUUUCAAGGAAUGAAGAAGAGAAAGGAAAGAAAAGAGAUAUACAGAUAAGAGUUGAUCAGAGAACCACAUUAGCUCAAUUGAAGGAGGAGCUAGUUCCACUGAUUGGUGUACCACCUACUGGCUUUAAAGUGUAUAGGGUGUACAAUAACCAGCAAGAAUAUGAAAUGGAGAGAUUAACUGACUCAUUAAUGGCAAUACCUUCCGAAUCAAGAUUUGUAGUAAGACUGGGUAGGGCAUUACAAGUAGGAGAGUGCAGAAUUAAAUUAUUUUUAUUGCACAUUGACAAUACAGAGUUCUUUAAUCUGAUGAUGGAGUCUGUUGUUGCUAAGAAUACACCAGUGAGAGAAUUUAAAAAACAAAUUAUUGAAGAAGCAAAAGUACAAGGAAUUGACUGUGUCCUUGAAUUAGACAAAAUGAGAUUACGUAAGAAGACUUGGAGGUCUCCUGGUACAGUGUAUCUUGAUCAUCAGUUGAUUGAUAAAGAUAUUCAUGUAUAUGCUGGUAGUGAAAUGUAUGUGGAACCAUUGAAAGAACCUGAAAAGAUGAAGCUCCCAACACAGAUGCAGGUGUAUGUUAGAAGAUGGCGUCCAUCAGAAUGUUCAGUUGAUCCAACAGAAGAAGUUAUACUGGACACAGCUAGUCCCUUAGACCUUAAAAAGAAGCUUUCAGAGUUAAGUGAAGUUCCUGUUGAUGCUAUUUCUGUUGCAAAGGGCUUGGGAUCAUUUCCAGCUGAGAUAUCAUGUCUUGAUAUUGAGAAUGAGUUGGAAUGGGAUCCAGCCAUUCAGUCAAUCAGUCAAACACCAUUUUCAUUGUAUGAUGAUGGAGGUGUCAUUUAUUACAAAGACAAUAGAGAAAAAAUGAAAGAGAUCACAGCUAAAGAGAGAGCAGAAAUAGAAAAGACAGAAAACAAAAGGAUCAAUAGUGUUAGAGUAUAUGGUACUGGGUCAUCAUCAUCAAGUGGUAGUAAGAUCUAGACUAACAAUGACCCUCUAAUAGCUUAUUAUUAUUAUUAUUAUUAUUAUCAUUAUUAUUAUUAUCAUUAUUAUUAUUAUUAUUAUUAUUAUUAUUAUUAUUAUUAUUAUCAUUAUUAUUGUGUUGAUGUACAUCCUUUGACUCCCUUUCUUUUCCAGUGGAUGAUAAUACAUUCAUGAUAA